UUUAUCACCGUAACCUUUAACAUUGCGAGCUCUUAAUAACAAAGUUUCUCACUUAUUAGACUCAUUUAGUGCCACAUAAACCCACAAUGUAUGUUCAAACCUUCAUAUUUUCGUUACUUUUGUAUCAUCUGGUUCACACUCAAAAGCAAAUCUCUAUACAAAGAUACAUCAACUGUUUCACGACGUCUGAAAUUAACCCCACAAACGUGCGCAUAGCGCACGACAAAAAAUUCAAAAAGUUCCUGUUAUGUGUCAACAAAGUGAACGGCAUCCAACACACAAACGGAAGUUUCGCCAAAACCACGAUAGAAGAAAAACUCUCCAGAUACAUCAAGUCUGCGGAAAUAGUGACCAGUGUGGUCAAUAACUGCACCCAAGAGCAAGAAACUCCGGAGGAAUCGGCGUACCACUACGCCAAAUGCAUGCACGAACUUCUACCACCCGACGACGAAGGAACAAUUAGACUGUCAAUAAUCAAUUUCUAUUUCUUUUGCGUGAAAGAUGACUUCGUCGAACGCUAUUCUGACUGCAUAAACACAUCCGGAGUAGACGAAGAAGACGCCAAGAUGUUACAACAUGGUAACAUUGUCGACAAACCACAACUAAAACAAUUCCUGUUUUGCAUAAACCAACAAAACAAUAUUCAAGAUCGAAACGGAAACUUCGACACAGAUCUUCUUCGUCAGAAACUAAAGAACCCUAUACUUAGCUCGGACCUGGUGGACACCCUCAUCAACAAGUGCAUUAUACACCAAGCAACCCCUCAAGAAUCCGCAUACCAAUUUUUAAAGUGCUCUCGGAGCUCGAUCAUGAUUAACACCGACGUUUCAUAACCUACCGAAUAAAAGAACUUGUUCUUGUUUAA
Zophobas morio is the source of this 865-nucleotide messenger RNA. RefSeq lists its product as uncharacterized. The record is from RefSeq and is a predicted model, not a curated record. Gene Ontology annotation, molecular function: odorant binding. NCBI's taxonomy places the organism in Eukaryota, Metazoa, Arthropoda, Insecta, Coleoptera, Tenebrionidae. Gene Ontology annotation, biological process: sensory perception of smell. Bases 87 to 833 code for a protein of 248 amino acids. The transcript has 3 exons.